This is a messenger RNA of Tilletiaria anomala UBC 951, 3431 nucleotides long. RefSeq lists its product as uncharacterized. The transcript is spliced from 5 exons. Gene Ontology annotation, cellular component: nucleus. The coding region runs from base 142 to 3384 and encodes 1080 amino acids. The record is from RefSeq and is a predicted model, not a curated record. Lineage: Eukaryota; Fungi; Basidiomycota; Exobasidiomycetes; Georgefischeriales; Tilletiariaceae. Gene Ontology annotation, biological process: mismatch repair. Gene Ontology annotation, molecular function: mismatched DNA binding; ATP binding; ATP-dependent DNA damage sensor activity.
AUACCUUGAGUGCUUGCUAAAAGUGCUAAUUGGCUGGCAAUUCCAACCUCGCGCCUUUCCAACUCGGCUUGUGACGCGACGCGAUAGGGGUCGGGGCCCACCGUCGCCUUGCGGCACACAAUUGCGACCCUUGUCAGUGCCAUGACAAGAUGCAUCUGGGCGCAGAGCAUCUCGCCGGUAUUGCGGCCAUCCCCGGGGCAAUCACCAGUCCGGGCCACCUUGCAUCGAGCACGACUCGUCCCCAUCCCCUCGGCCAGCCGCACCCUCUUCUCGGCGCCGAAGAUCUUCGCGCGUACAAGGUUGUCAGUCAUAUACGAUGACCUUCCCACAACUGCAGUUGAUACGGAGGGUAGGCCGCUGGCACCGCUUGCCCCACUGCCCAAGGAAUCCGAGGUUCGCGUUCGCAAGCGCAAAGCCCAUAAGAAGACCUCACUGGUCGAGGCUGAGGCAGCGAGGCCCGACACCUCAGGUGAUCCUGCACUCGCUCAUGUAGACGAACUAGGAGUGGAGGGCAAGGCCUGGCCGCCUCUCGCCAAGGAAGUUCUGGCGAAUCUGGCGCGUUUUCCUGGCUGCAUUCUUUUGACGCGUGUCGGGAACUUUUAUGAGUCGUAUUUUGAACAAGCUCCGGACGUCGCGCAGAUGCUUGGCAUCAAGCUGGCCCGACGAUGGUGGGGAGGGCGCGAAGUUGCCAUGGCCGGCUUUCCCGUGCAUCAAAUGGAAAAGUACCUGAAGGUGCUCGUCCAAGACUACGGCAAGCUUGUGGCAAUCUGCGACGAAUUCAAGGAGUUUCACGCUUCCGGCGCGGAAAGUGGAGCGAACAACGAUGAUACCCUCAACGAGAGCGCCAGCUUUCACAGAAAAGUCACUAGAGUAGUAUCGCCGGGGACGCUCAUCGAUGAAAAGUUUCUCGACCAAUUCACCAGCAAUUUCAUUGUUUCUGUCGUUUCAGCAGAUGACAACGCCGUUGGGACGCCAAAGUUCGGCUUGGCGUGGCUGGAUAUCGGCACAGCUAAUUUUCAUAGCAUGCCUUGUUCGGAUGGACAAAGCCUGCGAGAUCAGAUUGCCCGAAUAGCGCCCAAGGAAGCCAUACUGCAGCCAGGCGUUUUCAACGCAGCUCCUAGCGAAGAUGACGGUCGGCAUGGUGAUGCCGAUCGAUAUUCUCACCCUCUAUGGGAAGCGCUCCCAGAAGGAAGCUGUAUGGUGACGUAUGCAUCUGACCAGGCUUCCUCGCCUACGGCUUGCAUGGAUAAUCCCUUUCCUGAGCUCAAGCUAUCUACAUCCGAAUCAAAGGCCAUCCAACAGCUUACACGGUACAUCGAGACGCGGCUGAUCGAGCUUCAGCAAAGCCCGUCUAAUGCAUCAGGCGUCUUUCCCUUGACACCAGAGCGCAUGCUUGAACGAGAGUGCAUGCAAAUUGAUGCUCACACACUCUCUGCGCUUGAAGUUCGCAGCUCGAUGCGCGAGGGUGGCGUGCGAGGCAGCCUUAUUAGUGCAGCAAGACGGACAGUGACGAGGGGUGGUACGCGGCUUCUCGAAGAAUGGCUAACCUGCCCAAGUACAUCGCUCAAAAUCAUACACUGGCGUCAACAACUCGUGUCUGCUCUUCAUGCCAAUGCUUUCCUUCGAGAAGAUCUUCGCCUGCUGCUUCGACGCUCCGCUGGCGACAUCUCUCGGACACUGCAGAAGAUUUUGGCCCGGCGCAAUGACGAGCAGGAUCUUUUGGCUGUGCGUGACUUCGUUCAUCUAUGCGAAAAAGUGCAAAGCACUCUGCGAGAAGCCUUGGACCGGGGUCUAUCACAUGAGUAUGCCGCUUCCGCACAGGAGAUUGCCGGUAAUUUCACCGCUCUAGGUCACCUUGCUCAGUCUCUCGAAGAUGCAAUUGAUGAAUCAGUGAUGGAGAAGAGGCGACAAUUACAAAGUGCGACCGCAGAUGAGAUCGAGUCUGUAAUUACUCAGGGUGAACUGAAGCAGACACAGGUAGAGCACGGUACUAUCCAAGUGUCGACUCCACGACGCGCCAGCAGGUCCAAAGGCAAAGCUGCAGAGCAAGAGGAAGAAAGCCCACUCUGGGGCCCGCCAUUGGAGCACCUAAUCAGGCCUGGAUCUUCCAAAGCAAUUGACAUCUUGCUCAAAGAGUACAAUAUCUUGCGUCGCUCUGCUCGAAAAUUGGAACAGCGUCUGAGGGACCGGUUGCCCAACCCGGAGCGGCGAAAGCUCACUCUCCGACAACUGCUAGGUCAAGGCUAUGUCGUACAUGUUGGGGACUUUAAGGAUCGCAUGACACCCCUGUUCCCAUCCGACAUGUCGUUCGCAUACAAGAGUAAAUCGACUCGCACGUACUACUUCGAAGAGUGGACGCGGAUUGGCUCCAAGCUAACAAGACUCCAAAAUGACCUGCGACAGAGGGAACAGCUUGCGCUCGAAGUCCUGCGCCAGAUGGUUGCUCGAGAGGCGCCGGCAUUACGUCAUAAUGCUAGGCAGAUAGACCAGCUGGACGUGCUGCUCGGAUUUGCCCAGCUUGCGCAAGAGUUGUCCCUCGUUCGGCCCAUUGUCGAUGACAGUUAUGAUUUCGAGGUCGUUGGCGGCAGGCACCUCAGUGUUGAAAUGGGACUGUUCGAGAAGCAGCGCAGCUUUGUCAAGAACGACCUCAGUCUGAGGCCAGACUCCCGUUUGCACCUCAUCACUGGGCCCAACAUGGGUGGCAAGUCAACCUUCAUUCGACAGAAUGCAAUCAUCGCCAUCCUUGCGCAGAGCGGGAGCUUCGUCCCUGCGGAAUCUGCGAGGAUUGGCGUCGUUGAUCGUCUGUUCAGUCGCGUUGGCGCAAAAGACGACCUCUUCCGGGAUCGCAGCACGUUUAUGGUUGAGAUGACAGAAAUGUCAGAAAUCCUGCAUCGCGCGACUCCACGGAGCUUCGUCAUUGCGGACGAGAUCGGAAGGGGCACAGCGACGGCAGUGGGAACCUCGAUUGCCUUCGCUACGCUGCUUCAUCUUCUCCACACCAACCAUUGCAGGGUACUCUUUGCCACGCACUUUCACGAGCUAGCAGACAUGCUCGGUUUCCAAGACGUGGUAGGUGGAUCGCCGGCCGAUGGCAGUUCCGUUGAGGGCAUCGCGUUCUUUUGCACCGACGUGAUCGACACGAAUAACGACGCAGUGGUGUACGAUCACCGGUUACGACCAGGCGUCAACCGCGAUUCUCAUGGCUUGGAAGUCGCGAAGCUGGCGAACAUGCCAAGGCAUGUCGUAGAUUAUGCUCGACGAACGCUCACGUGGCUCAAUGAGCAGAGCGCUAACGCCGCAUCGGCAGCGACUCUACGCGAUACGAUGAGGUCACCUGUGUUACCUGCAUAUAUCACCAGUCAGCAUCGGAGCGAUGCCAUGUAAGAACAUGGGCUUCUUUCUAAUGGAGCCUGAAGAACAUUUUUCGGGCG